CCCAGAAGACGGGAAACUCGAUCUUAAUAACACGAAUUCUUUUCUGUGUUUCUUAUCAAAGCAGAGCGUAUUUGAAGAUGUGAAAUUGUUUCUUAUAGAACAUAAUUUCUUCUGCAUGGCAAAGUAUUUAUUGAAAAAUGAUCCAUAUUUUGCGACAAUUAAGUUUGUUUUACGUAUUACUAUCAAUUUAUGCUAUAUUAACGAAGUGAUAGAUGAAAUAGCCACAAGCAGAGAAUUUAUUAGAAUAAUCUUAUCUUAUCUGCAAAAGAGCGAAGGGGAUCAGGAAGUAUUAACAAACAUUAUAAUAUUGUUACAAUUAGCGACAUGUGAAAUUCAGAUAAAUCCUGAGUCAGAAUGGAUAGUUCGUUUGAACGAAUGUAAAUUUUUCGGAAGGAGAAUAAUCUUCCUACUACAAUCUUCACAAUGUCGUAUUGGUUGGGAAAUUGUGAAAUUAAUUAAAUAUAUAUCUGAAAUCAAUUUGCCAGACCAAAUCCAUUUCUUGGAACAGCUAUUUAAUAUUGUUACUUUGAUUCCUGCUAUGCAAUUAUAUUACACACAGAUUCAACUGGAGAGCAGUGGGUUAAGGUUUUCGAAAGACGUAAAUUUUAUCGAAACUAUUUUACACAUUCUAAUCAUGCGACAAAUCGAAGUCGGAACUAACAAAUGUAUAACUGAUCGUUUUAACGAGAUUACAUGGGACGUUGGGGAUAAGAAAUUACAUCAAUAUUUUUAUGCCAUGCUUUUAACAGACAUAGAUGAAUGUAUUGCAGUAUUAUACCAUAUGUGA
This is a messenger RNA of Nylanderia fulva, 787 nucleotides long. RefSeq lists its product as uncharacterized. NCBI's taxonomy places the organism in Eukaryota, Metazoa, Arthropoda, Insecta, Hymenoptera, Formicidae. The record is from RefSeq and is a predicted model, not a curated record.